AUCAAUAUUUUGUGUAUAAAAAGCCGGUGUUAGAUCCUUGAAGGCAUCAGUUCUAAUUUUGAUUUUUGAGCUAAACUAAAAGUACAAAUAUUAUAUAAAAAUGAAAUUCAUUGUUUUUACUUUGGCAUUCGUCUGUGUUGCGCAGAACGUUUUUGGUGCUCCAAAACCAGAUGCCCCUGCUCCAGCAGCAGACACACAAACUUUAGAAACACUUAUGAAUAAUUUCAAUGCUGCACUUUUAGAAGGCACUAAAAACAUAUUUGGUGAAGAUGCUGUCGUAGGUUUAAAACAAGCCACAACAGAGGUAGUUGGUGAAAUUAACAAAUUUGUAGAAGAAGUUGGUAAAAAAUCAAAAGAAUUAGAACCAGAAGCUAAAGAAGCUGUCAAGAAGUUCCAAGACUCAAUUAAUGGACAAUUAGCUAAAUUCAAGAAAGAUAAUCCAGAAGUUGCUGCUAGCGCAGAAAAAAUUCAACAACAAUUAGAAGAAACCGUUAAGAAAGUUGUUGAUGAAUCCAAAGUUUUGGAAAAAACUUUAAAAGAUAAUGGUAGUGGUAUCAUGGCUGAUUUGCAAAAAAUGACAAAAGAAACAAUUGAUAAAGCAACAGCUGCAGCGAAGGAACUCCAAAAUAAAUUAACAGAAAGUAAAGCACCUUAAAUAAUUAGAUAAUAAUUUAUUCCUUUUUUUUUUUUGUAAAUUUCUGGCAUGGAUUAUUGAUAUUUAUAUUUUUCGAUUUGUUCUAAUAAUUCAAAAAGCAUCAAACUCUAUGUCAUGUGAAAAUAAUUACAAUUUAUGCAGUUUUCUUUUUUUU
This is a messenger RNA of Chrysoperla carnea, 809 nucleotides long. RefSeq lists its product as uncharacterized. The transcript has 2 exons. The coding region runs from base 101 to 655 and encodes 184 amino acids. Gene Ontology annotation, molecular function: lipid binding. Gene Ontology annotation, cellular component: extracellular region. Lineage: Eukaryota; Metazoa; Arthropoda; Insecta; Neuroptera; Chrysopidae. Gene Ontology annotation, biological process: lipid transport. The record is from RefSeq and is a predicted model, not a curated record.